AUGUUCUCCCGUGUUGCCCUCCGCGCGGCUCCCCGCCAACAGCCCUUCAGCCUCGUUGCUCGCCGCACCUUCCAGACCACCCGCGCCCAGCUCUCGUCGCCCUACCACUACCCCGAGGGUCCCCGCUCCAACCUUCCCUUCAACCCCAAGACCCGCUUCUUCUGGUUCCGUUACCUGAUGUACUGCGUCGUCGGCUUCGGCUCCCCUGUUGCCAUUGCCGAAACCACCAUCAUCAUCAUCAUCAUCAUCGACCCCGACGUUUCUCUCUCUUUGGACCCUACGAGAACCAUUGGCUCUGGCAAGCCUUCUGACUUUGUUAAGGGGAAGAUGGAGGGUGGCAAUGGGCGCUGGGGCUCCUGGCUGAAGCUCUGA
Messenger RNA from Neurospora hispaniola, 372 nucleotides. RefSeq lists its product as uncharacterized. Lineage: Eukaryota; Fungi; Ascomycota; Sordariomycetes; Sordariales; Sordariaceae. Gene Ontology annotation, biological process: mitochondrial electron transport, cytochrome c to oxygen. The coding region runs from base 1 to 372 and encodes 123 amino acids. The transcript is spliced from 2 exons. The record is from RefSeq and is a predicted model, not a curated record.